AAGCCACGUCUAAGCAGGUCGACUGCAGUCGAGCUCACACUGGGUUUCGUCCUGAGAUGACCAGUUCUGGACAAGUCUCACGUCUCAUACAAGAGCCCAAACGCCAUGAUCUGUGCGGCGUAUUUGAAUUCGAGUCCAUCUUGAUUUGAUUUCCGUCGAAGCUGAAGUAUUGGCAGAGUCUCAAAGAGGACAGUUUUCAAGAAAUAAUAGUAGAUGGGGGACAAACCACACGGACGGCGCCGCACAUGUCUGAUUUGGGACCAAGCAAGGCGUGUCACAGGUGAUUGACGGCCUUCGCAAAAGAAGUACAAGUGCAAACGAAAGCGAUCGGGGCUAGAACGAAGCCGCAGAGCAGUUGACAGCAGCUGCUAUAGGCGUGGUGUGGCAGAUGCAGGGCCAGCCGGCCAUGUAUGGAAGCAAAUGGGACGAGGCGGGCAUCCAGAUGCUGGGCAGAUCGAUCUUAGACGGGGUGACGGGCGACGGAUCACUAAAGUUCAAGGCACUACGGAUCUAUGUGGGAAGAACAUUUGCUUGGUGAUGGGAGAUAUUGCUGCACGAAGAUGCCUAGCAUCGUUUUCGAGCACCUCUAAACUGGCGACCCUCUUAUCAGGACACUGCACGAGACGAGACGGCACAUUUUCGUUUGUUUGUGUGCCUCACAGCCAACACGAUCGAUUGCCUUUAGCAGCUGGCAAGAUUGUCGAGAGAAGGCCUGGCAGGCCAGCGACAUACGAAAGGCGCGGAGAAAGCAAAAGAUGCGAGAGGCAGGCCGUCCCGGCGGGGAUGAGGGCGACAGUGACAGACUCGCAAAGAGAAGGACUGCGGUCAACGGUCAACCCAGUCGAGGGGCUGAAGCGAGACAAGGGUGCGUCGUUCUGCGACAGAUCUGAGACAGCUUCUGCCCCUGCUCAACCCCUGGCACAGCCCCCGCGUCCCCGGUGGACUUGCAGUAGGCUGGACCCAAAUUCAGCGAGUCACGACCACGAGUCAGCAACGAGUGGGUGGGAUUUCGACACGCUGUACAAGAGGCCCAGAGGAUAGUGUCCCCGACAGGUUUUCCGUAUGGCGUACCGUGGUUCUCAUUCUACCGCGAUGUG
Colletotrichum acutatum is the source of this 1097-nucleotide messenger RNA. RefSeq lists its product as uncharacterized. Bases 421 to 1041 code for a protein of 206 amino acids. The transcript has a single exon. Lineage: Eukaryota; Fungi; Ascomycota; Sordariomycetes; Glomerellales; Glomerellaceae. The record is from RefSeq and is a predicted model, not a curated record.